Molecule: messenger RNA, 363 nt
Organism: Parastagonospora nodorum SN15
Lineage: Eukaryota; Fungi; Ascomycota; Dothideomycetes; Pleosporales; Phaeosphaeriaceae
Exons: 2
Coding region: 1-363 (120 amino acids)
Source: RefSeq, a predicted model, not a curated record
AUGGAGGAUUGGACUAUCCAGCCAGAAUUGCUUCAAAAGAGCCCAGAUAACAUCGAAAAGUUUCUUAACUCUUUCUCCGGUUUGAUGCUAUGCAAAGCUGUGUUGAGUGUGUCCUGGUCUCGCGACUUGGACUUGAUGUCGAGGAACCAUAGGACGAUAGACAAUCUGGUUGUGAACUUCGGAGAUCAAGGGCGCCGUCUUGUGGGAUUCGACUCGCUAUUCAUGCCUACCGCUGACAAGUUUGUGGAGUUUCCUCUGCUUGACGCUGUGGAGGCCAUUUAUAUGCCAGGUCGUGUGGGGAUGUACAAUCGCUCGAAUGGUCGCCGCAGUCCUGGUGGGAUGCCGACGACAAAGUCGUUCUAG